AUAAAUUCGAAAAUAGUUAAAGGGAGAGCAAGGAAAGAAGGGGGAGAAAAUAGUAUUAACAAAUGGCGUUCCGCGCGCAAAAAUUAAAUAUAUAUACGAGGAGAAGAGGUCUUCAAAGAAUCUUUGGAAGAGAGAGCGCGAGUGGAAAUACCAUUGACUACAAAUUCGGGAGUGAAAACCGAUGUAUUCACUUCUUCAACUAUCAUCGGAAUGAUCAUCGAUCAGAUACUGUCAAGGAAGAAAUCGCCGGAGUCAGGUUGAUCAAUCAUGUUUGCCAAACGAUUGUUGCAAAAGGCCAUUCAUCAUUCUCAGCAUGCUGUACAGCGCGGUAGUUUAACUCCGGAGGACUUGAAACUCAGAGUCACGGUUCACUAUGGCAUCCCAUCAACAGCAUCAAUUCUUGCUUUCGACUCCAUUCAGCGGCUACUGGCCCUUGCAACACUAGAUGGAAGAAUAAAAGUGAUAGGUGGAGGUGGUAUUGAAGGGCUUCUGAUGUCCCCAAACCAAUUGCCUUACAAGUACUUAGAGUUUAUAACAAAUCAAGGUUAUUUAGUUAGUAUCUCCAAUGACAAUGAAAUUCAGGUCUGGAGUCUUGACAGCAGGUCUAUAGCGUGCUGUUUACAGUGGGAAUCAAAUAUAACAGCAUUCUCCAUUGUUGGUGGCUCCCACUUCAUGUAUGUGGGGGAUGAGAAUGGCUUGUUGUCAGUUGUCAAGUUUGAUCCUGAAGAUGAAAAACUUAUGCUCUUGCCAUACCGUAUUUCUGCAACUUCUAUCGGUGAUGUCGCAGGGUUUUCAUUUCCUGAUGAUCAGCCCUCACCCAUCAUUGGAGUUCUCCAACACUCUUCUAUUGGGAAUAGUGUGUUGAUAGCAUAUGCAAAUGGCUUGUUUUUACUUUGGGACGUCUCAAGAGGUCAAGUUCUUUUUGUUGGAGGUGGCAAGGACCUGCAGUUGAACGAUAAACUUGAUGAACCAUCAAGAAGAGUGGAUGAUAAUGUUCCGAUUGAUGCUUUGGAAAAUAGUUUAGCAGAUAAAGAGAUAAGUGCUCUCUGUUGGGCAUCCUCCAACGGAUCAAUUCUCGCUGUGGGAUAUGUAGAUGGAGAUAUUUUAUUCUGGAAAACAUCAAUUACUGCUUCUGGCAGAGGUCAACAAGGUUCGCCGUCAUCUAAAAACAUUGUUAGGUUACAAUUAUCAUCUUCAGAGAAAAGACUUCCUGUUAUUGUCUUGCAUUGGUCUGGAAACAGUAGAGCACCUAACAAUUGUGAUGGACAGUUAUUCAUCUAUGGUGGCGAUGAGAUAGGAUCUGAGGAAGUUUUAACGGUUUUAACCAUUGAGUGGUCCCCUGGAUUGGAGGUCUUGAGAUGUGUUGGUCGUACAGAGCUCAAACUCCAUGGCUCUUUUGCAGAUAUGAUUUUGUUGUCAAGUCCCGGUUCUGCUGGGGAUGAUCCGAAAGUUGAUCUUUUUGUGCUUACAAACCCUGGGAAACUGCACUUUUACGAGAAAACUACGCUGUCUGCAAUAAUAGGUAAGAGUAAGACAGACAGCAAACUACCUGUCUCACCUUUGGAAUUUCCUGCAAUGAUACCCGCAGCAGAACCACCCAUGACAACGUCAAAGUUUAUUAAGUUGCCCAUUGGGGGAUUCUCGACAAAGAUUUUAUCCGAGCUAGCUUCGAUGAAGCUUAGUUCCACGGAAAUUCAAGGUACUAGUGCAAACUGGCCAUUGACUGGAGGAGUGCCCUAUCCGUUACCUACAACAAAAGAUGACAAGGUGGAGAGGGUAUACCUAGCAGGUUAUCAAGAUGGUUCUAUACGCGUUUUGGAUGCAACCCAUCCUGUAUUUUCUUUUAUAUGCCAUUUAAAUGGCGAGUUAGAAGGUAUAAAGGUUGCUGGUUUAAGUGCUCCUGUAUCAAAAUUGGAUUUCUGCUGUGCUACUACUUCUUUAGCUGUUGGCAAUGAAUGUGGUCUGGUUCGGGUUUAUGACCUUAAAGGCGGUGCUGAUGAGAAAAACUUUCACUUUGUUACCGAUUCUAGACGUGAAGUUCACACUCUGCCUCAAGGUAAAGGACCUCAGUGUAGAGCUGUCUUUUCUCUCCUGAAUUCUCCAGUUCAGGCACUGCAGUUUUCUAAAUGUGGAGUUAAACUUGGUGUGGGGUAUGGAAGUGGUCGUAUUGCAGUGCUUGACGUUUCUUCGUCAUCAGUUUUGCUCUUUACAGAGGCUAUAUCUAACUCAAGCUUUCCCAUUAUUACAAUGAUUUGGAAAGAACAUUCUGCUGCAACUCAUGGCCCUUUAGAGAGCCCCAGGCACUCGGGAGCUAAAUCUGCAAUUAAUUAUGCUGAAGAAUUACUGCUUAUCUUAACCAAGGAUGCAAAAAUUAAUGUUUAUGAUGGUAGUGCUGGAAACGUGAUCAAUCCCCGGUCAUGGCAUUUGAAAAAGGAAUCAAUUGCGAUUUCAAUGUAUGUUAUAGAGAGUGGUAUUUCGGUAUCUGGAUCUCCUAAUGAAAAGCAUACCCAGGAGUCAUCCCAAAAUCCUACUACUAAAAGUGAAUCCAAUCCAGGCAGUGGUGCUACUGGAUCAAAUUUGCAUGAAUCCCAACAUCAUUCUUCUGCAGAAGAAACACGAUCCACUGAAAAGUUUCUUGAUUCAUAUGUUCUACUCUGUUGUGAAGAUUCAUUGCGCUUGUACUCAGUCAACUCUAUAAUUCAGGGAAAUAAUAAGCCUACCCGUAAAGUGAAACAGUCAAAAUGUUGUUGGACUACUACUUUUAAAAUCAAAGAAAGAGAUUUUGGAUUGGUAUUGUUGUUUCAAUCUGGUGUUAUUGAAAUAAGAUCUUUGCCAGAUUUAGAGUUGCUGAAAGAAAGCUCUCUUCAAUCGAUUCUAAUGUGGAAUUUUAAGGCGAACAUGGACAAGAUUUCAAGUUCUUCUGAACAAGGGCAGAUCGUUCUGACCAAUGGGGGCGAGGUGGCUUUCCUCUCUGUGUUAUCUAAUGAAAAUGAGUUCAGGAUUCCCGAGUCCUUGCCUAGUUUCCAUGAUAAAGUUCUUGCUGCUGCCGCAGACGCUGCUUUUAGUGUUUCGUACUAUCAGAAGAAAAAUCAGCUUCCAUCUGCGGGGAUAUUAGGUAGCAUUGUCAAAGGCUUUAAAGGCGGGAAAAUGACGCCUACCAUGGAUUUUUGUAGUACACGUGAAUCUUAUUGUGCCCAUUUGGAGAAAAUAUUUUCGAAGACUCCGUUCUCAGAUUCAUCAUCCCCAGCUCUUAAGAAUGCAGAGGAACUCACAAUAGAUGAUAUUGAAAUAGACGAUGAACCACCCGCAGCAGCAUCUACUUCAUCUGAGGAGGUUAAAGAAGAAAAGAGAACCGAAAGGCAAAGAUUGUUUGGAGAUGGGAAUGAUGAUUGGAAGCCUAGAACUAGAACAACUGAAGAAAUUUUAACUACUUACAAAUUUUCUGGGGAUGCUUCUUUGGCUGCCGCACAUGCAAGAAACAAACUCAUGGAGAGACAAGAAAAACUAGAGAAACUGAGUAAGCGAACAGAAGAAUUGCGAAAUGGAGCAGAAGACUUUGCUUCGUUGGCAAAUGAGCUUGUGAAGACCAUGGAAAAGCGAAAAUGGUGGCAUAUAUGAUUUUUAUCAAAUGGUACUUAUUUCUUCACCACUCUUCUUCCCACCUCCACCUUACCAACUACUUAUCCAAGAAUUAGUUUGGCAGAGGGCGGCCCCUCCGUAUGUGGGAAGCUUAUAUCCUUAACCCUCAACUCCGAAUCAAAUUGGUGAUUGUAAUCGUUAAUUUUAUUUUACUAGCGUGUGAAUAACUUUUAUGAUCAUACAUAUAAAUCUUCGAGAGGAGCCCAUUUGACAGGUGACUCUAUGAAGGGUAGAAUGCUCUGGAUGAUAAAGAGAGCUUCCCUCCAUCCGAGACUACGGUAUAAUCCCCAACCAUUUACAUUAUUAUUGUUUAUUCUCUUAAAAUUAUAGGACUUAUUAUCCGAGUGAACUUGUGUAAUAUUUCCCUACAUUAUUUAAUUUUCUUUUUUUAAAAUUUAAACUUAUUUCUUUA
Messenger RNA from Cucumis sativus (cucumber), 4051 nucleotides. RefSeq lists its product as uncharacterized. Gene Ontology annotation, cellular component: plasma membrane; cytoplasm. The coding region runs from base 268 to 3618 and encodes 1116 amino acids. Gene Ontology annotation, molecular function: syntaxin binding; GTPase activator activity; myosin II binding. The transcript is spliced from 24 exons. The record is from RefSeq and is a predicted model, not a curated record. Lineage: Eukaryota; Viridiplantae; Streptophyta; Magnoliopsida; Cucurbitales; Cucurbitaceae. Gene Ontology annotation, biological process: regulation of exocytosis.